Populus euphratica (Euphrates poplar) is the source of this 603-nucleotide messenger RNA. RefSeq names its product protein PLANT CADMIUM RESISTANCE 11-like. Bases 1 to 603 code for a protein of 200 amino acids. The transcript has 4 exons. Lineage: Eukaryota; Viridiplantae; Streptophyta; Magnoliopsida; Malpighiales; Salicaceae. The record is from RefSeq and is a predicted model, not a curated record.
AUGUAUCCUUCAAUUUCCAGUGAGUUCCAAAAGGAGCCAUCACAUCCAACAUCAUCUGCACCACCACAGCCACAUUUUUUCAAUUUUGAAGACGCCGUGGCCACUGGAAUCCCAGUCCCUUUAGCGAAUCAAAAUAAUCCUGAUCCAAGUCCUCCUCUCCCGCUCAACAGUGCCAGCCAUUCUCUUUCUUCAGGGCCUUGGUCCACUAGUCUCUGUGGUUGUUUUAGCGAUCUUAAUAGCUGUUGCUUAACUUGCUGGUGUCCAUGUGUUGCAUUUGGACGAAUUGCAGAAAUUGUUGACAGAGGAUCAACUUCAUGUGGGAUGAGUGGAACCCUCUAUACAUUAAUACUAUGUUUGACUGGGUGCUCUUGUUUGUACUCGUGCUUUUAUCGAUCUAAGUUGAGAGGGCAGUUUUUCUUGGAGGAAAGCCCAUGCACAGAUUGUUGUGUCCAUUGUUUUUGCGAGGAAUGUGCUUUGUGUCAAGAGUAUAGAGAGCUCAAGAACCGCGGCUUCGACUUGUCUAUUGGAUGGCAUGGGAACAUGGAAAGGCAGAAAAGAUUAGCUGCCACUGCUCCUCCAACUGAAGAAAGGAUGAUGAGAUAG